Molecule: messenger RNA, 1767 nt
Organism: Thermothelomyces thermophilus ATCC 42464
Lineage: Eukaryota; Fungi; Ascomycota; Sordariomycetes; Sordariales; Chaetomiaceae
Exons: 2
Coding region: 1-1767 (588 amino acids)
Biological process (GO): secondary metabolic process
Molecular function (GO): CoA-ligase activity
Source: RefSeq, a predicted model, not a curated record
AUGGUUAUCACCUCGCGCUGGUCGGUGCCCAUUCCUCGCUGCUCCUUGCAGCAAUGGAUCUUUGGGUCGGCGUGCGGCCCGUUGCCGGACCACAAGGCCUUCAUCGAUCCGGAGAACCCAGACGCGAACUACUUGACCUUGGCCGACUACCGUCUGCUUGGGAAGCGCGUCGCCCUGGGGCUUCAGAAGGCCGGGCUCAACAAGGGCGAUAGGGUGCUCAUCUUCUCCGGCAACAACCUCUUCUUCCCCUCCGUCUUCGUCGGCGUCCUUAUGGCCGGGGGCAUCGUGACCGGAGCCAACCCGGCCUUCGUCCGCCGGGAGCUGGCAUAUCAGCUCAAGGAUAGCGGCGCGAGCUUCCUGUUGGUCGCCGAGCACGCCGUGAAGACGGCCUUCGAGGCAGCCGCCGAGGCCGGCCUGCCAAGGGACCGCAUCUUCGUCCUGGGGAGCAGCACCGUGCCCAUCUCGCGGCUGGCUUGGGCCUCCUCCCCCGGUCCGGGCGCCGGGGCCCGCGUAGACGGCGCGCGCCACUGGACGGAGCUGCUGGCCGGCCACCCCGCCGAAGCCGACGCCUGGAGCUGGGAUGAGCCCUCGGAUCCGGAAGAGACCACUUGUUGCCUCAACUACUCGAGCGGCACCACGGGCGUGCCCAAGGGCGUCGAGAUCAGCCACCGGUCGUACGUCGCCAACGGCGUCGGCGUCGCCUUCAUGAGGAGGCUCCGCCCGGACUAUGAGAAGAAGCAGAAGACGGACCGCGGGCUCGCCUUACUCCCUUUUUACCACGCCUACGGCCAGACCUUCUUCAUCGCCAACUUUCCCCACCUGCACAUCCCGGUCUACGUCAUGCCCUCGUUCGACUUUGUCAAAAUGCUCUCGUACAUUCAGCGCUUCCGCAUCACCACCCUGACCCUCGUGCCCCCCAUCGUCGUCCUCCUCGCCAAGCACCCGGCCACCGGGGAGUACGACCUCUCGUCCAUCGAGUCCAUCGGCUGCGGCGCCGCCCCGCUGACCCGAGAGGUCUCCGAGGAGGCCGAGCGCCUGUUCCGGGAGCAGCGUCGCGACGGCGGCGACGGCGACGUGUUCAUCCGCCAGGGGUGGGGCAUGACCGAGUUAACGUGCACGGCCAUGUCGUGGGACCCCAACACGCCGGUGCGCGCGUCGGCCGGCGUCGGCGAGGUCUACCCCAACUGCCGGGCCAAGCUGGUGUCGCUGGCGGACGGGCGGACGCCGAUCGAGCGCGCCGGCGAGCGCGGUGAGCUCUGGGUGACGGGCCCGACGCUGAUGCGCCGCUACUGGCGCCGGCCCGACGCCACCGCCGAGACGAUCGUCGUCGACGCCGACGGCACCCGCUGGUUGCGAACCGGCGAUAUCGCCUUCGUCGACGAGUACAAGCCCGGCGGCAUCUUCCACGUCGUCGACCGCGUCAAGGAGCUCAUCAAGGUCAAGGGGAACCAGGUCGCCCCGGCCGAGCUGGAGGGUAUCCUGCUCGACAACCCAGACGUCGCCGACGCCGCCGUCGUCGGCGUCACCAUCGACGGGGAGGAGGUGCCAAGGGCCUACGUCGUGCGGAGCCCCGGUUCCGCCGCGACCGAGCAGGACGUGGCCAGGUGGAUGGAGGGCAAGGUGGUGCGGUACAAGCAGCUCAAGGGCGGCGUCGCCUUUGUGGACGCCAUCCCCAAGAAUCCCUCUGGCAAGAUCCUCCGCAAGCAACUUCGGGAACGCGCUCAAAAAGAGGUGGGCGACGCUGCGAAAAUGACGUCGCGGCUCUGA